Molecule: messenger RNA, 876 nt
Organism: Myodes glareolus (Bank vole)
Lineage: Eukaryota; Metazoa; Chordata; Mammalia; Rodentia; Cricetidae
Source: RefSeq, a predicted model, not a curated record
UUAUAAAUUAAAAGAAAGGGAAGUCCCGAGACAAAGGAGCACCGCCGCCUCUACCGCCGCGACGGUCCGGGCCGCGGUCGCCCAGGGACUUUGAAUAUGUCGGGGAUUGCCCUCAGCCGACUUGCCCAGGAAAGGAAAGCUUGGAGGAAGGACCACCCUUUUGGCUUUGUGGCUGUCCCAACAAAGAACCCUGAUGGCACGAUGAACCUGAUGAAUUGGGAGUGCGCUAUCCCUGGAAAGAAGGGGACUCCAUGGGAAGGAGGCUUGUUCAAACUGCGGAUGCUUUUCAAAGAUGACUAUCCGUCCUCACCACCAAAAUGUAAAUUUGAGCCACCACUGUUUCACCCAAACGUGUAUCCUUCUGGCACAGUGUGCCUGUCCAUCUUGGAGGAGGACAAGGACUGGAGGCCAGCUAUCACGAUCAAGCAGAUCUUAUUAGGAAUACAAGAACUUCUAAAUGAACCAAAUAUCCAAGACCCAGCUCAAGCAGAGGCCUACACAAUUUACUGCCAAAACAGAGUGGAAUAUGAGAAAAGGGUUCGAGCACAAGCGAAGAAGUUUGCCCCCUCAUAAGCAGCGGCCCUGUGGCUCCAUGACGAGGAAGGGAUUGGCUUGGCAAGAACUUGUUUACAACCUUUUGCAGAUCUAAGUCACUGCGUACAGUUACUAGUCGCCUGGGAGGGUUGAGCGGGCGCCAUUUUCCAUUUCCGCCACUGGCAUAUACGGUCUCAAUUCGCUGAAUUGCCCCAGUUUUUCAUACAGGGUCUCUUCCUUCAGUCUUUUGUAUUUUUGAUUGUUAUGUAAAACUUGCUUUUAUUUUAAUAUUGAUGUCAGUAUUUCAACUGCUGUAAAAUGAUAAACUUUUGUACUUGGUAA